AUGGCGACCGAGGGGGAUGUGGAGCUAGAAUUGGAGACUGAGACCAGUGGCCCGGAGCGACCUCCCGAGAAGCCACGGAAGCACGACAGCGGUGCGGCGGACUUGGAGCGAGUCACCGAUUAUGCGGAGGAGAAGGAGAUCCAGAGUUCCAAUCUGGAGACGGCCAUGUCCGUAAUCGGAGAUAGGCGGUCCCGGGAGCAGAAAGCAAAGCAGGAGCGGGAGAAGGAACUGGCAAAAGUCACCAUCAAGAAGGAGGAUCUGGAGCUGAUAAUGACAGAGAUGGAGAUCUCUCGAGCAGCAGCAGAACGGAGUUUGAGAGAACACAUGGGCAACGUGGUAGAGGCUCUUAUUGCCCUGACCAACUGAUUUGUGCUUUCUCAGACAUACCCACUGGAUUAACUUAUUUCAAUAAAGAUGCCUUCUUUUUCUUGCA
This is a messenger RNA of Phacochoerus africanus (Common warthog), 433 nucleotides long. RefSeq names its product huntingtin interacting protein K (gene HYPK). NCBI's taxonomy places the organism in Eukaryota, Metazoa, Chordata, Mammalia, Artiodactyla, Suidae. Bases 1 to 366 code for a protein of 121 amino acids. Gene Ontology annotation, biological process: negative regulation of apoptotic process; protein stabilization. The transcript has 4 exons. The record is from RefSeq and is a predicted model, not a curated record.